GGAACUUACACACCCAUUGGCCCACCAUGCCGCCUUUCAAGGAUGACCAGAUUAUAGUUAUUGCGCCAGGGUCAGAAACUACUCUAGCGCAGCUCGGACUGCCAGAGUCCUUCACCCCAGCACGAGUGCGCAUACGAUCGCGCAUGUUCCCCGCCGAGAAAGGGGGGGAGUUUGAACCAUACAAGAUCAGACGGCGGCAAGACAAGCCGGUGGAGAAGCCAGCUGAGCAAGACGGUGAAGCGCAAGGCGAGGCCAAGCCAGCUACAGCCGGCGACGACGACAUCAUAUGGGAAGAAGACCGCAUUUCAGAAGAAGGAGCGAUAUGGCCGAUUCAGGACGGCAAGAUCACGGACUGGCCUUGCUUCUUCGCGCUCAUUUCACAUGUGUACAACACAUUGAACCCACCCUUCCACACUGCGAUCCUCCUCAUUACACAGCCAUCAUGGACCCCACGAGAGCAUGAGAAGCUUACGCAGUUCUUCUUCGAGAAGUUCAAGACCCCAGCAUUUGGCCUCAUGGACGCAGCGCUGGCAACAACAUGGGCGUACGGGGUACACACCGCAACCAUUGUAGAUGUGGGCAAGGGCAAGACCGAUAUUACGGCUGUCAGCGAGUUCAUCCCUCAUGUUCAGGGUCGCAUCAUCUCUCUAUCGGGUAGCGGAGGUGAAGCCUUCACCGAGACCUUGCACUUCAAGUUGAAGUCGAAGGGCUUCAAUCGGGACAUAUGUGAGCAGCUAAAGAAGUCACCCAUCUGUGAGAUCUUGCCCGAAGGUACACCACUUCCAGGAUCUGGGAAGGCGGACGAGGAGGUGAUUACCAACCCAGCAGCGGCAGCGUCUACGGGCGCAGUAAGCUCUGGACCGGCGGCGGCUGCGGCGGUUGGCAACGCACCUCGAGGGCCAGGACCUGAUACAGAGGUCGGCGAAGAAGAUGGCGGCGAGAAUGAGGGCGUCCUCGACGUUGCGAGCAUUGUAGCUGGCGGCAAGAUGAAUGAGUAUUUGGCCAAGAAAGAGAAAGAGAAACAAGAUAAGACAAACGCGAAAAAGAAGGGUGCCCCGGUACCAGAUGCGAACAAGCCUGUAAGGCUACCUAAUUCGAAGCGAGAAAAGGCGACGUUUCUGUACGAAGACCAUGCGCUACUGGAUGCCCUGAAGAAUACAAAUCUCGACACUCAAGGCAUGGCUGACGCAAAGGCCGCAUUAGAUGAGGGUCCAACUAAGAAGGCGUCAGAGGGUGAGAACAGUGAAGCAGCAGAAGCCAACGGCACUGGCGAAGCUGCGUCUGCAACAUCACGGUCAGGCCACAUAAGGCGUGAGAUGGAAGUUGGUACAGAGCGAUUUUUGGCGGGCAGCAACGGCACCCUGGAGAAGAUCGCAGACGCCAUACACCGAGCCAUAUCCUCGGUAGAUGAAGUGAAUAAGCGCAGCGAACUCUGGGACUCACUGAUCAUCUGUGGUAACGGAUCGAGGUUGCGAGGCUUCAAGGAGGCGCUGCUUCAGACACUCCAGUCCAAGUACCUUAUCUCACCUUCAUCAGCCACAAUUUUCACCUCAGAGAUCCCGUCCAACAUCUCCACACCCGCCGGCACAGGCGCCAAUACCCCGCAGCCCCAGCUUGGUCCUCACGGGGGCUCUGGAGUCAACCCUCUACUAUUCGCAGCCACGACUGCCCAGUCUCAGAACCUCAUGCCUCACGGCAGCAACCCGCUGAUGCCUGGUCUGUCACACAACGCACACUCUUCACAUGGACAGACUCCUACUUCGAUCAAGACGGUCAAGCCACCAGAGUACUUUCCUGAAUGGAAAGAUGUGGGAUUCGAUGAAUCGGCCUUCCUUGGUGCACAGGUCGCUGCGAAGGUCAUUUUUGUCGUCGAUCAGGGUCAGAGCAAGGGCUACAUGACCCGUCCAGACUACAACGACCAGGGUCCUCAGGGCAUUCAUGACUAUAGCUUGUAGGAAGGGCUAGCAGUAUGUGGGUUUGGCGUUUCUCAAACAGCGUAGUUGGGCUUGUAUACCUAGAUUGGAGUUUGGAGGUUAUGGAUAUCCUACCGCGGGAUCAAAAUGGAUUGCAAAGGCAAUCUUUGCCGCCUCUGGAGGCACAAGGCAUGUUACAAGUUGGGAUGCAUCAGACAUAUGUCCGGCCUCAGCUCUCAG
Messenger RNA from Macroventuria anomochaeta, 2153 nucleotides. RefSeq lists its product as uncharacterized. The record is from RefSeq and is a predicted model, not a curated record. The coding region runs from base 27 to 1955 and encodes 642 amino acids. NCBI's taxonomy places the organism in Eukaryota, Fungi, Ascomycota, Dothideomycetes, Pleosporales, Didymellaceae. The transcript is spliced from 3 exons.